Molecule: messenger RNA, 1125 nt
Organism: Aspergillus wentii DTO 134E9
Lineage: Eukaryota; Fungi; Ascomycota; Eurotiomycetes; Eurotiales; Aspergillaceae
Exons: 4
Coding region: 1-1125 (374 amino acids)
Biological process (GO): regulatory ncRNA-mediated heterochromatin formation
Cellular component (GO): nucleus
Molecular function (GO): siRNA binding
Source: RefSeq, a predicted model, not a curated record
AUGUUCGUCUUUCGUCGAGAAGAUCUCCCUCCUGACGCUGAGUUUCCUGCAAAUCUGGAGAAACUAGGAUACUUCAUCAAUGAAAAGGACCAGAUCAGAAAGAUCUCAGACCCAGAACAGGAAUUCCAGUUCAAGAUCAACCGCAACGCUCGUUACAACGAAGUGCAUCGAGAGAUGAUGAAUACAUGCAUCCGCACCAUCGUCUCAUCUCGUCUUCAGGAUCUCGGCCUGACAACACUACGCCUCCCCCUCUCUUCAACACCCAAUGACCCCCAUGUCCCAAUCUGGGUCUCCCCAAACCUAUCCACAGCCUCACGCAUCGUGGUCGUUUUUGGUGAACCCAACCAGGAUCUGGGCAUCUGGGCCUACCGCAGCAUCGGUACGCAGGGUAUCCACGCAGGCUCAGCCGUCUCCUUUGCAAACGCCGUCUUGGGCCGUAAAAACGGAGGAGACCAAGAAACAUCUGGAGACACUGCCCUCGUCCUCGCAAAUACAGGCCAGCUAAUCUGGAACUGUGGCUCUCGACGCGCCGUCACCCAUCCUUCCUGGAUUGCUCUCCCGCGUCGUUCGGCGGUUGAUCCGCCCAUGACCAUGUCGCAGCGGAACAAGAUCCCCGGUAAUGCUAACUGGCAGGAACAUGUUGAUUGUGUUUUUGAUGAGAUUCUGGGGGCCCGUGGGAAGCUUGUCAAGGCGGAUGCUAAAAUCGAUAUCAUCGGUUUGGCAGAAGGUGGACUCGGCGCUAUUCGGUACUUGGCUAAUGAUUGGGAAAUCUGGCGCCCCUACAUAUCCGGAAUCUGCCUCUCCAACCCCCUCCAAUUCACCCACAUCGACCUCCUCGAUACAUCCGCCUCGUCGUUCUCAGCUUUUGUUUCCUCCCGAUGCCGCGCGUACGUCCUCUCCGAUCGACCACUUGGUAUGCCUGUCUCCGGGUUCCGGGAACAUGGCUGUAACUGCUAUUCGUCUGGCGAGGAGUUGAAUAUCGAGUGUAUCAUGGCCAGCGCUUGGGAGAGUAUGCUUGAGUGGUUGGGGAAGGUGCAUGCUGACCCGGGGUAUUGUGAGAAGCAGUUGAUGGUUCAGGAUGUGGAGGUUGAUUUGGAGACGAGUGGGGAUGGGCCUAGUUCUUAG